Messenger RNA from Hevea brasiliensis (rubber tree), 2183 nucleotides. RefSeq names its product DEAD-box ATP-dependent RNA helicase 47, mitochondrial. NCBI's taxonomy places the organism in Eukaryota, Viridiplantae, Streptophyta, Magnoliopsida, Malpighiales, Euphorbiaceae. The record is from RefSeq and is a predicted model, not a curated record. The transcript is spliced from 2 exons. Gene Ontology annotation, molecular function: RNA binding; ATP binding; RNA helicase activity. The coding region runs from base 271 to 1962 and encodes 563 amino acids.
GGAGGAAAAGCGACAGAAAUAGAAUCACGCGCGGACGCUCGUUUGUUGAUAGGGCUGCAACGUUGCGUUUUAUGGGUAAGAGUAAGGAGGCGAAACGACUGGGGCAUCUAGUUUUCUUAGCUGGAGAAGCUGCGAGCCAAGUAACGAACGUUUGCAUUUGACAUGCUUCAGGAGAAAUUACGUUUUUUCGAGCAGCAUUAGUUCCCUGUUAAUUCGUGAGAUAAACCUGUAUUGAUUUCAUGAUUUUUUAUUGAUUCAAAUCUGCAAAACAUGUCGGCAUUAAUAUCAACAAGGUUGCUCCUCCUUUUUGGGGAAUCAUCGCCAUUGAAGAAACUGUCGCGUGUCUCUAGGACAGCUUUGUGCCGUGGCAGUGUACGUUUUCUCACUUACGCUGGGCAAGACCAGGGGCCACUUACUCUUGCAAGCCCGGGAUUCAAGAGCGAGUUUGAAAGAACAGACAAGAUCAAAACAAAUAAACAUGAAAAAGCGAAGCUUAAUUCAGCUGUUGAAGUUCCCAAGAGUAAAGUGAAGGCGGUUGGAAGGAAUGGAACUAGAGCUGUUGGUGUUAAAAAAUCGCUUGAAAUAGAGUCAGCUCCAUUUGCUGCAAAAUCAUUUUCUGAGCUUGGUAUCCCACCUUUGUUGCUAGAAAGGUUGGAGAAUGAAGGCUUCAAGGUUCCAACAGAGGUUCAAUCUGCAGCUAUCCCCACUAUUCUCAAGAAUCAUGAUGUUGUCAUACAGUCUUAUACAGGGUCAGGUAAAACGUUGGCGUAUCUCCUUCCUAUACUGUCUGAAGUUGGACCAUUGGCAAAUAAAUCUUCUAAUGGUGAUGAAGUAUCUGGGAAGAAAUCGGAGAUAGAAGCAGUUAUUGUUGCUCCUUCUAGGGAGCUGGGUAUGCAAAUUGUGAGGGAGUUUGAGAAGCUGCUGGGACCGGCAAACAAGAAAGUAGUUCAGCAACUUGUUGGUGGUGCAAACCGAUCAAGACAAGAAGAAGCUCUUAAGAAAAACAAGCCAGCAAUUAUUGUUGGUACUCCUGGAAGGAUUGCAGAUAUCAGUGCAGCUGGGAAGCUUCACACCCAUGGUUGUCGUUAUUUGGUUUUAGAUGAAGUUGAUGAACUCCUUUCUUUUAACUUCCGCGAGGACAUGCACCGGAUAUUGGACCAUGUAGGGAGGAGAUCAAGUGCAGACCCUCCUGGACCAAAAGGCCUACUUGCCAGGAAGGCUGGGCGUCAGACAAUUCUGGUAUCUGCAACAGUUCCAUUUUCGGUCAUAAGGGCAGCUCGGAGUUGGGGAUCUGAUCCGCUUCUUGUUCAGGCAAAAAAAGUUAUUCCACUUGAAUCCCUACCUGCAUCUGGACCUGUUAAUCUGUCAAGGCCUAAAUCCAGUUCAAGCUCAAACCAGAAUUUGCAGCCUCAGGCAGCAAUACAGAGUCUUCCUCCAGCUUUGAAACACUACUAUUGUGUUACAAGGUUACAACACAAGGUUGACACUUUGAGAAGAUGUGUUCAUGCGCUUGAUGCCAAGUCUGUGAUAGCUUUUAUGAACCACAGCAAGCAACUAAAAGAUGCUGUCUUCAAGCUGGAGGCUCGUGGGAUAAAAGCUGCAGAAUUACAUGGAGAUCUUGGCAAGCUUGCUAGGUCUACCAUUCUAAAGAAGUUUAAAAAUGGCGAGGUGAGAGUUCUAGUAACAAAUGAACUAUCAGCAAGGGGUUUGGAUGUGCCAGAAUGCGAUCUCGUUGUUAAUCUGGACUUGCCUACAGACUCAAUUCAUUAUGCACAUCGAGCUGGCAGGACGGGUCGGCUUGGCAGGAAGGGCACUGUGGUAACCAUUUGUGAGGCGCCAGAAAUGUUUAUUGUGAAAAAGGUGCAAAAGCAGCUUGGGAUGCCUAUUCUUGCUUGUGAGUUUAUAGAGGGCAAGCUUGUUCACAUGGAAGAAGAGAAGGAACCUUUGGAAUCUUUAAAAUGAUGGAGAUCUUAUUUACUCAGUACACCUUUGGUAGCAACUGUAACCUUAUUUUUGCUUUUAAAGCAUAUAUAUUUUGAGGUUAAAUUUGAAAUUGUGAGAAUGCAUGCCAUUAGCAAGGGAGGUAGUAAACGAGACCUCUAAGGUUAUGAUAGAACUCUAAAGUGCAUGGAUCAGAUGAUCUCAACUACUUUCCUGUAUAAUUGACAUAGUUUUCUUCUUCA